Messenger RNA from Mauremys reevesii (Reeves's turtle), 1920 nucleotides. RefSeq names its product KDEL endoplasmic reticulum protein retention receptor 3 (gene KDELR3). Gene Ontology annotation, molecular function: ER lumen protein retrieval receptor activity. Bases 511 to 1155 code for a protein of 214 amino acids. Gene Ontology annotation, biological process: protein retention in ER lumen; endoplasmic reticulum to Golgi vesicle-mediated transport. Lineage: Eukaryota; Metazoa; Chordata; Testudines; Geoemydidae. Gene Ontology annotation, cellular component: endoplasmic reticulum; membrane; cis-Golgi network. The record is from RefSeq and is a predicted model, not a curated record. The transcript has 5 exons.
CUCCCGCCUCCUCCUCCGCCCUUGCCAUGCAGACAGCAGCCACGUCACCCAGCCUGCACUGGGACAGCUAAGCAGGCUCAGACUGGGAGGGACAUUCUGGGGGACAAUCCCCGACUUUGCACUGGCACACAGGAGGAAAAGGGCCGUAGGCAGAUCAUAGAGUAGGUAGAAAUUGUGUCUGAUAGAACAGAGAUUAAAUAUACCAGGAGGAGUGAGGGGACCAGUUCAUUCUGGAGGUAAGAAUAUCACUGGAGAAAGUUUUUAUACUAGGAAAGAGAGAGUUAACUCGUCUGCCAGGAGACAGGAACAGGGGACUCCAUAUCCACAGAGAAAGAAAGUUUAAUUGGGAGAGACAGUUUAACUGAUUCGGGACAGGCAAGGGAAAAGAUUCACUGCAGAGUUUUACCAGGUAACAGAGAGAAUCUCUUGGGAGAAACCAACAGAACUCCCCAAGCCCUUUCCUUUUCAAAUCUGCACUGAAUAAUUUGCCUCGGGGAAGUUCUCGGAGCAAUGAAUAUAUUCCGGAUCCUGGGAGAUGUCUCCCAUUUGCUGGCUAUGAUCAUAUUACUGGUCAAGAUCUGGAGAUCCAAGUCCUGUGCUGGUAUCUCCGGGAAGAGCCAGAUCCUUUUCACUCUUGUCUUCACGACCCGCUAUCUUGACCUGUUCACCACCUUCAUCUCACUCUAUAACACCGUGAUGAAGGUCAUUUUCUUGGUGUGCGCCUACAUCACAGUGUAUAUGAUCUACGUGAAAUUCCAGAAAACAUUUGACAGAGAGCAUGACUCCUUCCGUCUGGAAUUCCUCUUGGUCCCCGUCACAGGCUUGUCAUUUCUGGAGAACCACAGCUUUACCCCCUUAGAGAUCCUCUGGACCUUCUCCAUCUACCUGGAAUCAGUAGCCAUCCUUCCUCAGCUCUUCAUGAUCAGUAAGACAGGGGAGGCAGAGACUAUCACAACCCACUACCUCUUCUUCCUGGGUCUCUAUCGUGCGCUCUACCUUGCCAACUGGAUCUGGCGCUACCACACAGAAAAUUUCUAUGACCAGAUUGCCGUGGUUUCUGGGGUGGUACAGACCAUCUUCUACUGUGAUUUCUUCUAUCUCUACGUCACUAAAGUCCUGAAGGGAAAGAAGUUAAGCCUCCCAAUGCCAGUCUGAAAACAGCACCACACAACCCAAGAAGUUCCUGCAGAUGCAGUUCCAAGAUCACAGCUUUCUUCUGCCCCACAUUGACAAAAAUGGCUCAGCUAAGAAUCUCAACUCAGCGCCAGUAAUAUAGUGAGGCUUGGAUGGCUGAUAAGCUCUUGAUCUGCGUAGGGCUUUUCCUUAAAUGUGUGCUAGUGUUUUUGCUUAAGUGAAUUUUGUACUGGUGAAUGGUUCUGGCUAGUGACUGAAGUCCUCUAUUCUCAUAGUAGAUACAGAAGUGCAAGCUUUAUUCUCUUUUCCUCCCCCAACCCACUUCCAAAAUCUGCAUCAAACCUGACCCUUUAAGGGAUCAUCUCAAGGAGAGAAAAGUUUGGUUUCCACAGCCUAUUUUUAAGUCUUUCAAAGACUGCCAGCUGUAAAACAGUUACUCAGUUCUUAGCAAACAGGUACCCAAAACACCAAAAACCACCAAUCCAUUUCAUAUUGGGAAAACUGUGGCAGACAGACCACUUACAAUUACUGCCAUUUGUUUGCAGUGUUCUUGCAGCCAUGUGAUUACUGCCACUUAAGCCAAUAUGGACUGGUAAUCAAAGAGGUGCAAUUCCCCAUAUCCCAGUCUAUCUAGGCCCUGUAAUAUUUUUAAGGGAACAUCUUUCCAUUAAAAUGGCACGGAUGACAUCUGAAGAUCUUUCAAUAUUGUAAAUAUUCAAACAUUCUGCUCUACUCAACCCCUUUCGAUCAUAGUCCCUGAUGUUCCACUGAUAGCGAGCAUUUUUA